This is a messenger RNA of Acanthoscelides obtectus, 456 nucleotides long. The record is from the annotation of a GenBank genome assembly. Lineage: Eukaryota; Metazoa; Arthropoda; Insecta; Coleoptera; Chrysomelidae.
AUGAUGGGCAUCGAUGAGAUAAACCACAAAGUUUUGGAGUAUGAAAAUUUCAUAGAGGAGAGGCUUAAACGUGAUUUGAAAGAUAUCGAAUUCAUUUUGCAAGAUAAAGUAACUAAAUAUAAAGAAUGGGAGGAGGUGAAACAGGUUACAAGAACAGUUAGAGAUUUUAAAGAAAAGAAACGUGAUAUGGCACUACGAAUAGAGGUUGGAAAUGGUAUAAUGACCUGCGGAGAAAUAUCAGAUUAUGAAAGAACUUACGUCUGCAUAGGAUUAGGCUAUAUGCUGGAAAUGGACUGUGAUGAAGCUGAAAAGUAUGCUGAUAUUAGACUUAAGAUACUAAAGAAAGAAAUUGAUCAUCUUAGAAACAUGGCAGUUGAAGUUAAGGUACAUAUUAAAAUGGUUUUGUUAGCCAUUAGUGAAUUGCAAGCAUCUGUGGGCCCCAGAGCCAAAACCUAG